UAACCAAAGUUACUGGUUAUACAAACCAAACUAGUGAAACCACGAAAUCUUUAUACUAAUCAAUCUAUUGUUCUUUUUCUUGUGUCCAGUUAUCUUGUUUCAUUUUAAUAUAAAUAAACUUACAGAAUCAUGGCUAAACGUCCAGGAGAUGAGUUCACUACUGUUGGUGCUGUUGUGCCACUCAAGAAGGGUCGUAAUGAAUUGGUACAAGCAGUGGAUCCCUCUAAAAGCAGAGCAGUUGUCGAAAUGGGUCCACCCAGGACGUCUAGUUUAUUUGCCCCCAUCAUGCAGUUAUCUGGACAUCAAGGAGAGGUCUAUUCUUGCAAAUUUCAUCCUGAUGGAAGAGUCAUUGCAUCAGCUGGCUAUGAUCGGCAACUAUAUCUCUGGAAUGUGUUUGGCGAGUGUGAAAACUUAGCCGCUUUGCAAGCACAUAAGGGAGCCAUACUAGAUGUUCAAUAUUCUGUUGAUGGAACCAAUAUUUUUACCGCAAGCACAGAUAAAACAAUUAUCAUGUGGGACUCUAAGACUAUGACUAGGGUUAAAAAGAUGAAAGGCCACUCUAGUAUUGUUAACUCAUGUCAUGCUUCUAGGAGAGGUCCACAACUACUUGUAAGUGCUGGUGAUGAUUGUAACAUAAAAAUUUGGGAUCUCAGAGACCGUAAAUGUAGUCAAACCUACAAAGAUAAAUAUCAAAAUUUGGCGGUUACCUUCAAUGAGAAUUCAGAUCAAGUUAUUUUCGGAGGGAUUGAUAAUCUCGUCAAAGUUUACGACAUGAGGAAAGGAGAAAUUCUGUAUUCUAUGGUUGGUCAUUUUGAUAGCAUAACCGGACUUUCAUUGAGUCCUGACGGAUCUUUUGUUUUAUCUAAUGCAAUGGAUAAUACUUUAUGCAUUUGGGAUAUUAGACCUUUUGCUUCUAAAGAAAGGUGUACAAAAACACUACAGGGUCAUCAACAUAACGCAGAAAAGAAUCUAUUAAGAUGUAGUUGGUCUCCCGACGGAACUAAAGUUAGCGCUGGAUCAGCCGAUCGACAUGUAUAUAUUUGGGAUACUCAUUACAGAAGAAUUUUAUAUAAACUUCCUGGACAUCAUGGAGCAGUUACUGAGGUUGUUUUUCACCCUUCUGAACCGAUAGUUUUAUCUGGUUCAAUUGAUAAAGAACUGUAUUUAGGAGAAAUCGAGCCUUAAAUUUAAAUCCAUCAUCAUUAGAAAAAUGAGCCUAUUUAAAAGUGAGUUUAUUUAACUAACUUACACCAGCAAAACCACCAUGCUUAUUUGACGAAUUGGGGAAAAUGUCCCAUAACCCUUUUUUGUACCUAUAAAAUAUACUUUGAUUAUGAUAAAUGAAAGGUUUGAAAAAUUA
Molecule: messenger RNA, 1360 nt
Organism: Tetranychus urticae (two-spotted spider mite)
Lineage: Eukaryota; Metazoa; Arthropoda; Arachnida; Trombidiformes; Tetranychidae
Product: U5 small nuclear ribonucleoprotein 40 kDa protein
Cellular component (GO): catalytic step 2 spliceosome
Molecular function (GO): protein binding; RNA binding
Source: RefSeq, a predicted model, not a curated record